Messenger RNA from Pseudomassariella vexata, 2192 nucleotides. Its product is annotated as WD40-repeat-containing domain protein. The transcript has 2 exons. Gene Ontology annotation, cellular component: nucleus. Lineage: Eukaryota; Fungi; Ascomycota; Sordariomycetes; Amphisphaeriales; Pseudomassariaceae. The record is from RefSeq and is a predicted model, not a curated record. Bases 117 to 2030 code for a protein of 637 amino acids. Gene Ontology annotation, molecular function: protein binding.
CCCCUUUAGACAUUGUCGACUACUUGCCUCCAACUGUCUGCGUGCAAACUCCAACGACCACAUUAAAGAUUUCCGACAUUGUGGCAGCGAUCCUGCUGUGAGUUGGGAAAGCAGGCAUGAAUCAAUCACAACCGUACGGGGCUGUAGCCCCGCGACGGACUGCGACCUACGGCUCCCAGCAUCAGAGCGACGAACUGCACAUUUCGCCGACAAUGAGCCACAGCCACCAGGCUCAGUUAUCCCCUCGCGACUUCACCACGGCGCCAGCGAAUCCCCACAUCAAGCUGGAACAGCCUGCAACUGCCUCGCAACCUGCGACUCCCGCUUACCAUCAGGGCAACUCCGCGGUGCCGAAUGUCCUACAACCGGGAGUAGGAGCGCUAGGUGGACGACCAGCAGCAAUGAGCGCCAACACGGCUCCCACGCUACCCACGAUGUCCGGAACAAUGCAACACUCGCCGAGCGAGUAUACGUCGCCCUCCUCGAAACCACCUGCUUUGAGCUUAUCGCAUAGCUAUUCUCGGUCGAGUCCCACAGCACCAUAUGAACAAUCCAACACAACCUACAGCUCAUACACACCUACGACACCUGGAAUGUCGCUCGCAGGACCCUCGUCGCAGCUAUCUUCCCAGGACAAAUAUGGAGCUCCAGGCUCCCAACGGAAUGUGUCCAACACGCCAUUGGGGCUCGCAGACAUCCGGCCGCGCGCUGACUCGAGCCUGAGUGAAGGGAAUGCCGCUGGCUUCGGCUCUGAUGCACACCCCUCGCCUAUGCCCAGCAGCUACAUUGCCCCCUGGGCCAUGUACUCUUUCGACUGGUGCAAAUGGCCCUCUCAGGGAAACGGAGCAGGCAAGAUAGCCAUCGGAAGCUACCUGGAGGACGGCCACAACUUCAUCCAGAUCCUUGAUACGCAGAUCGUGAACACCCCUACCGAAAUGUACACUCCGGGCUCAUCAAAAUUCUGCCUGGAAUUCAACAGGAUUGCCGAAGCGACGCACUCCUACCCGGUUACUCGCCUGCUGUGGGAGCCACCUUCUUCCCAGAAGCAGACUACUGAUUUGCUGGCUACUAGCGGCGACCACCUGCGUCUGUGGUCGUUACCAGCCGACCAAGGGGGCUCGUACACCAACAGAAUAAAGGAUAAAUUCGGCAGCCUUGGUAACAACGACCCUGGUCACUCUCGCAGCAAGUUGACUCCUUUAGCGCUGCUAUCAAACUCCAAGACUCCGGACCAUACCGCUCCUUUGACCUCUUUGGACUGGAACACCGUAUCCCCGAGUCUAAUAAUCACUUCGUCCAUUGAUACGACAUGUACUAUCUGGGACAUUCCUUCCCUGACCGCGAAGACCCAGCUCAUAGCUCACGACAAGGAGGUUUACGACGUCCGUUUCUGUGCCAACAGUGUGGAUGUAUUUGUGAGUUGUGGACAGGACGGUAGUGUCCGUAUGUUCGAUCUGCGCAGCUUGGAACACAGCACUAUCAUCUAUGAGCCUACUGCCAAGGACGAUCGAGGUAAUUAUGCGUCUCGUUCUGACAAGAAAACCGCUGACCGUUGCCCAGAUGCGAACGGUGGCAGGAUAAGCCCUACCCUCGCCCAGCAGACAAUGUCGAAUGCGCCUCCAUUGAUGAGGCUGGCUGCUUCUCCUCAUGAUGCCCACCUGCUAGCCACAUUUGCGCAAGAUUCGAACGUGGUUCGAAUCCUUGACGUAAGACAGCCCGGCCAGGCCCUUCUCGAGCUGCGAGGUCACUCAGCAGCCGUAAGCAGUAUCGAGUGGUCACCGAAUAAGAGAGGAACCCUUGCUUCGGGCGGAGAUGACAGCCAGGUCUUGAUCUGGGAUUUGACGAACCCUCCAAUGAGCUCGCCUUCCCCAGCUGCUAACACCGGCCCCGACAAACAUCUCACACCAGUCGCUGCCUGGCAGUGCGACUAUGAAGUCCACAACCUGAGCUGGACUACAGCAAAUGGUGAUGCUGGGGAGUGGCUUGGUGUUGGCGGUGGAAGGGGCAUUUAUGGUGUCAAGAUGGCUUAGACGUAGCAACAAGCUGGAGGGAAACGAACCAUCAUAACAAGGGGGCCAAUGAGACACGACACGAGAAAACAGAAGAAGAAUCGUGCACCGUUGGAUUGAACCCAGAGUUAUUACCACUAGCGUCACAGAGUUAUCCCUGGAAUCAAGUGGGAAGUGAUGGUA